UGUAUUCAUGUGUCUGUUGUCAGUUUGGCGGCAAAACUCAGCUGUGACAGAUUACAUUUUUAAUUUAUUUUUUUUUAAAUCCCUUCAUUGUGUUGUGACAAUGGCUCGGCGCUAAUUUAAUUGAUUUAUUGCCAUAUUAGUGUUACGAAAUAAAAUAUGGAAAUCCGCGCGAUACUUUCCUUGUUCCUACUUUCAUUCGGAAGCUGCUCCAUCAUCAUACCUGAAGAGCUACCUUCGCUUCUGUCAGUGGCGUAUUCCAAUAUACCACCUAUAAAAAAAGGAACGGAUUCCCGCGUGGGUUUUGGCUUCGCUUUCGGUAACCAUGCUGAUUUUCAAGUCAUGUUGGAGUUGGGACCACAAACUAAUACCUUACCUUUGACUGGCCAAGCAUUUCCGACGAACUCGAAACGACAAGCUCCAUAUCCUGUGAAGAAAGUUAAUAAGAAUAAGGAAAAGUUCCUACAAACAGACGCGGGCAAAUAUCUUCAGAACUGGGCGCAGCGUAUGAAAAAACCAACACCAAUACAAAAAGAACCACCAAAUCUAGAAGAAUCUAUGGUAGAAUUGGUAAAAAAUGAAAAUGGGGAAUAUGAAAUACACCAACCGAACCCGAAUAUGCCCAAAUUCGUGCUCGAUAGCUUAAAGAAGUUAUACGGAGAGAAGAAAGUAGAAGCUAAGAAUAAAAGAGAAGAAUCUAAGAAGAGAGAAGAAUCGAAUAAGAUAGGAGAGAAGAGAAGCGAGGAAGAGGUAAAGAAGAUUACAGAGGAUUUAUCGAAUGUAGAUUUAGAUUAAUAAAUGGUAAAGG
Colias croceus (clouded yellow) is the source of this 805-nucleotide messenger RNA. RefSeq lists its product as uncharacterized. The record is from RefSeq and is a predicted model, not a curated record. Lineage: Eukaryota; Metazoa; Arthropoda; Insecta; Lepidoptera; Pieridae. The transcript is spliced from 5 exons. The coding region runs from base 157 to 792 and encodes 211 amino acids.